AUGGAGGAAGAGAGAGUUUACAAAGCUCACGUUAUUGUAUUCCCGUUUUAUGGGCAAGGUCAUCUCAAUCCGAUGCUCCAGUUUUCUAAACGUUUGGCCUCAAAAGGACUUAAAGCCAUCGUAACUACCGUUCUUUCAGUUACCAAAACCAUGCCUAGUAGAGCUGGGUCAAUUGCCUUUGAGCCAGUAUAUGAUGAUUGCACUGAAGGCGGGAUUCAAGGACCUGGAGGAUUUAAGGGCUAUCUUGAUAGGUUUGAAGCGAGUGGCACAUGUUGCGUAACUGAGCUCAUCAGGAAACUAGAAAGCUCUGAGUAUCCUGUUAAGUGUCUCGUGUAUGACGGUAAUAUGCCAUGGGCUCUCAACAUAGCCAAGCAGUUGGGCAUAGCUGCAGCUGCAUUUUUUACACAGUCAUGUGCUGCCAUUGCGAGUUACUACCCCAUGCAUCUCGACUUAUUAGGAGAGCCACUGCCGGUGCUUGCUUUUCCAAUGCCUGCUUUGCCAGAGAUCAGGAUUCCAAAGAUGCCAUUGUUCG
Camellia sinensis is the source of this 532-nucleotide messenger RNA. NCBI's taxonomy places the organism in Eukaryota, Viridiplantae, Streptophyta, Magnoliopsida, Ericales, Theaceae. The record is from RefSeq and is a predicted model, not a curated record.